This is a messenger RNA of Capronia coronata CBS 617.96, 1461 nucleotides long. RefSeq names its product sorting nexin-4. Bases 1 to 1461 code for a protein of 486 amino acids. Gene Ontology annotation, biological process: autophagy; cytoplasm to vacuole targeting by the Cvt pathway. The transcript has 2 exons. Lineage: Eukaryota; Fungi; Ascomycota; Eurotiomycetes; Chaetothyriales; Herpotrichiellaceae. Gene Ontology annotation, molecular function: phosphatidylinositol binding. Gene Ontology annotation, cellular component: phagophore assembly site. The record is from RefSeq and is a predicted model, not a curated record.
AUGGACGAUCACGGCGACUUCGACAGUGUAUCGUGGCAACGGGAAGAUACACAGCAAGCGGAGUCGUCUGUUCCCUUUCACGCCGACCUACCGACCAGGCCUGGCAAUGGCCGGAGAAGUGAGAGUAUGUCUAGCGAGCCACAGGCAGGCGAGCAAGCCGAUGCGGUCGAUUUGGCAGGAAUAGGCCGGGACGGGAUCCUGGAAGUCACAGUGGACAGCCCAUUGAAGGAGAACGAUGGUACGAAAGACGCAUAUGUCUCAUAUUUGGUCACUACUCAUACGGACUUCAAGACAUUUCAAAAGACCGACUUUUCCGUCAGACGACGCUUCACCGACUUUGUCUUCCUCCGACAGACUUUACAUCGAGACUACCAAGCAUGUGCAGUACCUCCACUGCCGGAGAAGAAUAACAUGGCGUAUGUGAGAGGGGACCGAUUCAGCCAAGAGUUCACCCAGCGACGAGCCUGGUCGUUGCACCGGUUCUUGAAGCGUUGCACUCUACAUCCCGUACUGCGAAGGGCGCCCAUACUCCUGCUUUUUCUCGAAACCGCCGACUGGAACUCUCAAAUGCGCUUGAGGCCGGCAAGAGGUACGGUCACGGGAGAAAGCGCCGCCAACGCGGCCGCUGCAUCCGGGUUCUUCGAUAAUGUCGCAGACACCAUGCUCAACGCCUUCUCUAAGGUCCACAAGCCAGACAAGAGAUUUAUCGAAGUCACGGAAAGAGCAAACAAACUAGACGAAGAUCUUUCCCAUGUGGAGAAGAUUAUUGCCCGAGUGGUUCGGAGGGAGGGCGACUUGGAGUUCGACUAUACCGACUUGGCCACCAACAUGCGGAAACUCACGCCUCUGGAACCCACACUCGAAGCUCCCGUACAGACCUUCGCAGGCUGCGUGGAAGAGACGUCGAGGGGCUGGAAAGGCAUAAAGGAUCACACCGAUCAGAACUAUCUGGGCAGUCUGCGCGACAUGGAAGCGUAUAUCAAUUCUGUGAAGUCGUUACUCAAGACUCGGGAGCAGAAACAACUCGACUUCGAAGGUCUUACGGAGUACUUGCAGAAGGCGACGGCGGAGCGCGAUAUGCUUGCCUCCAACAAUCCAUACUCGCAUGGCUCCAACCUCAAUCCUGCCACCUUCAUCCGGCAUAAGGUGGAGGAUAUGAGAGGCGUCGAUCAUGAAACCGCGCGAAAGGACCGAGCCCGAAAAUUGGAACUGAAAAUCGCCGAGUUGAACCGCGAAGUCGAAAGCGCAAAGUCAACCAGUGAAAUGUUCGAUGAGCAAGUCGUGCGGGAAGUGGCAGACUUUGAGAGAAUCAAAGGCUUGGAAUUCAGAGAUACACUUGGAGCCCUUGCCACGCAACACAUGGACUUCUAUCAGAAUGUGAUCUCUACAUGGGAACGGUUUUUGGUGGAUAUGGAUGCGGACAAGCAUCUGCACAAGGAUAAAGCCAGGGCGGCGUCAUGA